AUUUCUCUCAUCCAUCGAUCUCUAAUCCUAACGAACCUUCAAAAAUUUUCAGAUUUGAUCAUUUCUUGGGUAACUAAAAAAAUUCCCCUCCUCAAAGUCAUCUACCUUUUCACCUUCUUUUCUCUCACCUGCAAGUCUCUGCUAUAUAGUUGCCUUCUCUUCUCGGGUUUCUCCUCCAAACCAGCUGGGGAAUAAAGGGUUUUCAUUUCAUCUCAAUCUAUAUGAUCAUUUCAUCGAUCCUCUUCCUGUCUAUAUUUACGAAUCUUAGGAACUCCAAAUUGAAUUUUUUUUGUUUUUGUUGAAUCCUUGUUAAAGUUAGAGGAGUGUUGAUUUUGGUAAGAAGGACUCAGAUUCUCAGGAAUGGCUGCACCGCCGAGCAGUCGGCUCCAGAGUAUGUUGCAGGCGGCCGUGCAAUCGGUUCAGUGGACGUACAGUCUCUUUUGGCAACUUUGUCCUCAACAAGGGAUCUUAAUAUGGGCGGACGGGUACUACAAUGGGGCAAUCAAGACGAGGAAGACUGUGCAACCAAUGGAGGUUAGUGCGGAGGAAGCAUCCCUACAAAGAAGCCAACAACUCAGGGAGCUCUACGAUUCAUUAUCUGCCGGAGAGACCAACCAGCCAGCCCGGCGGCCUUGCGCUGCCUUGUCACCGGAAGACUUAACCGAAUCAGAAUGGUUUUAUUUGAUGUGCGUGUCCUUCUCUUUCCAACCUGGUGUCGGGUUACCGGGAAAGGCAUAUGCAAGGCGGCAGCACGUAUGGCUAACCGGAGCAAAUGAGGUGGAUAGCAAAACAUUUUCCCGAGCUAUUCUUGCUAAGAGCGCUCGUGUACAGACUGUGGUGUGCAUUCCUCUACUAGACGGUGUCGUGGAGUUCGGCACAACGGAUAAGGUUCCGGAGGACUUAGGGUUUGUCCAACACGUAAAAAGCUUUUUCACAGAUGCCCACCACCAAAACCCUCCCCCACCAAAACCAGCUCUUUCCGAACACUCCACCUCUAACCCUGCCACCUCUUCCGACCACACACGCUUCCACUCUCCUCCAGUCCCCGCCAUCUACGCUGCGGCUGACCCUCCCGUAACUGAUGAUCAAGAAGAUGAUGAAGAUGACGAAGAUGAUGACGAAGAAGAACCCGAGUCUGACUCUGUAGAAACUGGUCGAAAUAGCCGCCAGGUUACGGGAGGAAACACUCAAGCCGUAGUGGCUGCAGAGCCGAGCGAGUUAAUGCAGCUGGAAAUGUCAGAGGAUAUACGACUAGGUUCACCUGACGAUGCGUCGAAUAAUUUGGACUCAAACUUUAACAUGCUGACCAUGGGCCAGUCGGAUAACCCGGCAGAUCAGCAGCGGCGAGCUGACUCGUUUAGGGCGGAGUCGUCUCGGCGGUGGCCGAUGUUACAGGAUUCCUUCGUCAAUAGUAGCCUCCAACCACCUCCUUCAGAGGAGCCACCACUGGAUGAUCUGUCACAAGAAGACACGCACUAUUCCCAGACGGUCUCGACCAUCCUCCACGACCAGCCAACCCGGUGGGCUGACUCGUCACCCAGCGGUUACGUCACCUACUCCUCCCAAUCGGCAUUCGCAAAGUGGACAACACGAGUGGAUCACCUCCUCAACGUGCCCGCCGAAGGCACCUCACAGUGGCUUCUCAAGUACGUUCUCUUCUCCGUACCCUUCCUCCACGGCAAAUACCGCGACGAGAACUCGCCCAAAUCACGAGACACCGACGCCUCCGCCCGAUUCCGCAAGGGCACCCCGCAGGAUGAGCUUAGCGCUAAUCAUGUCCUGGCGGAACGCCGCCGCCGAGAGAAGCUGAAUGAGAGGUUCAUUAUUCUGAGAUCGCUGGUUCCGUUUGUUACCAAGAUGGAUAAGGCCUCCAUUUUGGGCGACACAAUUGAGUACGUGAAGCAGCUGCUGAAGAAGAUUCAAGAUCUGGAGGCGCGUAACCGGCAAAUGGAGGCGGAUCAGAAAUCUAGAAUGGGGGAAUCGCUGCAAAGGACGAGCAGUUUGAAAGAGCAGAGGAGCGGGGCCACAGUGACGGACCGGGGACGGGCUGUAGGUUCCGGAGUCGGGUCGGAUAAGAGGAAAUUGAGGAUUGUGGAGGGUAGUGCGGGUGGAGCGAAGCCGAAGAUGGUCGAAUUGCCUGCUCCGCCGACGGAGACGUCGGUGGAAGUGUCUAUAAUUGAAAGCGACGCGCUGUUGGAGCUUCAAUGCGGGUACAAGGAAGGGUUGUUGCUGGACAUCAUGCAGUUGUUAAGGGAGCUCCGGAUCGAGGCGACGACGGUUCAGUCUUCCUUAAAUAACGGGGCGUUCGUGGCAGAAUUAAGGGCGAAGGUGAGGGAGAGUGUGAAUGGAAAGAAAGCAAGUAUUGUGGAAGUGAAGAGGGCCAUAAAUCAAAUAAUACCCCAUCUCUAACUAAAUUGUUUUGUAAAUUUUGGGGGAUAAGAAUUCAGUUUUGGAUGGCAUCGUACAAUUUUUUUGGUUGUUUGCUAUUUGGAUUAAGAAAUUGUCAUCCACAAACUGUAAUGUAAUCUAACAAGUGUUAAAUUGAACAUAAGCCAAAAUAUCGAAUUAACUUUUGAAAAUUAA
Messenger RNA from Rubroshorea leprosula, 2583 nucleotides. The record is from the annotation of a GenBank genome assembly. Lineage: Eukaryota; Viridiplantae; Streptophyta; Magnoliopsida; Malvales; Dipterocarpaceae.